AUGCCUGCCCCUUGCCAAAUUGCCCGGAAGGACAUCGACCCGCCCUCGAUCGGCCGCAAUGGCUACCAAGGCUUCUUGAACAAGUCUGAGGUUUUAAGAGCUGGCUCUGCUCCUUUCAACGCCCGAAAAUUACCCUGCGACAUUCUUGUGGAGCACGACGUUGGUCUGAAGGUCCGUGACGGCGCUGUCAUCUAUGUCGACAUCUACAGACCUCCCAAAAAUGAAGAGAAAGUGCCCGCGAUUUUCUCCUGGAGUCCGUUCGGUAAAGAACUGAACGGCCUCAAGUUCUUGGAAAUGAUGACUCCAUACGAUAUGGGCCUGAAGCCUAACACCCUGAGUGGACUGGAGAAGUUUGAGGCCAUCGACCCGGCCGACUUUGUUGAGCGCGGGUAUGCUGUGAUCAACGCUGAUACUCGUGGAGUUGGUGAUUCUGAUGGCAUGUGUGUCAUUAUGGGGACUCAGGAGGGGGAGGACGGUUAUGAUUGCAUUGAGAGGGUUGCAGCCAUGGAGUGGUGCAAUGGAAACGUGGGAAUGGCUGGAAACUCCCAUCUCGCUAUUGCUCAGUGGUUUAUUGCUCAGCUUCGCCCCCCCUCCCUAAAGGCUAUUGCGCCUUGGGAGGGAUGCGGCGAUCUCUUUAGGGAGCAGUUUGUUCGUGGCGGUAUCUAUGCUGGUAACUUCUUCGAUCAUAUCUCUAAGGUCAUGAUUCAGGGAAAGAACGGCAUGGAAAGCUUCAAGGAAAUGUACCGUCUGAGCGGUGGUGUCACCAAUCCCUAUUGGGAGGAUAAGCGCCCUGAUAUGACCAAGAUUAACAUUCCGGCAUACAUCACAGCCUCCUUUUCUAGCGCUCUGCACACAAUGGGGUCCAUUCGCGGCUUCAUGGAUGUCAACACCUCCCAAAAGUGGAUUCGCUUCAGCCCCUAUCAGGAAUGGCACGACAUUUGGGCGGUCCCUAAGUAUACCAAGGAGCUACUUAGUUUCUUUGACCGAUACCUCAAAGGCAUCGACAAUGAUUGGGAGAUGACACCCUCUAUCAGGAUGACCACUCUUCGCUUCGGGAGCCAAGAUGCGAUUGUUGACGAGCCACUUAUAUCAUUUCCCCCUCCACAGGUCCAAGAUCGUCAACUAUACCUCUCCAAGAACGGCCUCCUGAGCCCAGAUAAGCUCUCCACACCUGGUACGGCCUGCUACAAUUCUGAGAUUGGCACCUCAAUUGCAUCCUUUCAAUAUGUCUUCGAUAAAAAGACAAGACUUUGCGGAAUCCCCAAGGCUGUGCUUCACAUGUCGUGCGAUGCUCGCGAUGAUUUGGAUGUCUAUUGUGUCAUCCGUAAGGUUGGAAAGGACGGAAAUCCGAUGCUCGCGUUGAAUGUUCCUUGGGAUUCCAUUCCCCCGCACUCCAUUGAAGAGAUCCCUGAAGACAAGGCCACGGAUCUCCUUCUCUACAUGGGGCCGAUCGGGAUGCUACGUGCUUCUCACCGUGAGAUUGACCCAUCCCGCUCUAUGCACCCUAAUUAUCCUUUCCAUCCCCAUACUCAAACCCAGCCUGUGCCACCAGGAGAGGUUGUGAAGCUUGAGAUUGGUAUAUUCGCUCUGAGCAUAGAGUUCGAGGCGGGCGAGUCGGUGCAGAUCCAGAUUUCUGGCCAGACCCCACAAAUCCACUCCUUCAAGGAGUUGGCGGACAAAUUGGGCAAUCACGACAACAAGGGCGAGCACAAAAUCCACUUCGGUGGGGAGCGCUCCAGUUAUGUAGUUUUGCCCUUCGCAUAA
Penicillium macrosclerotiorum is the source of this 1764-nucleotide messenger RNA. RefSeq names its product CocE/NonD family hydrolase. Gene Ontology annotation, molecular function: dipeptidyl-peptidase activity. The transcript has a single exon. The record is from RefSeq and is a predicted model, not a curated record. Bases 1 to 1764 code for a protein of 587 amino acids. Lineage: Eukaryota; Fungi; Ascomycota; Eurotiomycetes; Eurotiales; Aspergillaceae.